CCCCUGGCAGUGGGAGCUGUGCAUUCUGCAGGCGGCCUUGGGGUGCAGCUGAGUGUGGACAUGGGACCUCAAGCCGCGCGUCUCCUGGCAGCGCUCCUCGUCCUGGGGCUGUGUGCCCUGGCCAUGGCCCAGAAACCCUCCCCCUGCCGGUGCUCGCGCAUCGAACCCAAUGAGAGGGACAACUGUGGCUUCCCGGGCAUCACAAGUGACCAGUGCUUUGCCUCUGGCUGCUGCUUCAACUCCAGCAUCCGCGGGGUUCCCUGGUGUUUCACGCCCCUCCCGAAGCAAGAGUUGGAAGAGUGUGUCAUGGAGGUCUCAGACCGCGAGAACUGUGGCUACCCGGGCAUCAGUCCUGAAGAAUGCGCAUCUCGGAAGUGCUGCUUUUCCGAUGACAUCACUCAAGUGCCCUGGUGUUUCUUCCCUAUCUCUGUGGAAGACUGUCACUAUUAAGAGGCAGUGGCUUCAGAGGACCCGCCAGGCUCCCUGGAUGUUCUGAAACAAACGAAGAAUUCUCACCAUCGCAUCAGUUUCAUAUUUCAUGUUUCCUGAAUCCCUGGGUUUUCUUAAUCUGCUUUUUAUCCUUUUCAAGGGAUACGAUUCAAUACAUAUGAUUUCUUCAAAUAAAGAAAACCCUUAAAAUCUGCUAAA
Molecule: messenger RNA, 648 nt
Organism: Equus caballus (horse)
Lineage: Eukaryota; Metazoa; Chordata; Mammalia; Perissodactyla; Equidae
Gene: TFF2
Product: trefoil factor 2
Biological process (GO): negative regulation of gastric acid secretion; maintenance of gastrointestinal epithelium; chemokine-mediated signaling pathway
Molecular function (GO): CXCR4 chemokine receptor binding
Source: RefSeq, a predicted model, not a curated record